CCACCCUCACCAGAGCGUAGAGGCGUCAGACCGCCGCCACAGCAUCCCGGUUACGCACCGCUCAGAGGCCCCGUCGUCGGAUCGCAGCGCCAGAAACAGCUGAAGAAGGAAGUGAACAUCGCCGCGCACACGGCCACAGCUGCAGUCAGUGAUGGAGAGCCUGCUGGAUAAUCCAAUGAAAGCCGUUCUCUACCUGAAGGAGCUCACCACCAUCGUGCAGAACCAGCAGAGCCUGAUCCAGACGCAGCGCCAACGCAUCGACGAACUCGAGCGGAAGGUGGAGGACCUGAUCGGAGAGAACCGACAGUUGCGGGACCCCCACCACUACGUCCAGCAGCCCCCCCAGCCUCAGCACCACCAUCACCACCACCACCACCCCCCGACUCACCGCAGCGCCAGUCCCCAGGCGCCGGCCCACCUCCAUCCGCACCCGGGGAGCAACAAAGCUGCGGCUCACCUCGGCCAGCAGGCGCAGCAGCAGCAGCAGCAGCCUCCGCCGCCGCAGCAGCAGCAGCAGGUCACCGGUCUGUCGGCCCAGCCUCAGCAGCACCACGCUCCUCCUGUGCCGUCUUCCCACCACCCCCAGCAGCUGCAGCUCGUCCCCACCUCGCCGCAGUCGCCCAAAGCGAGCAAAGCCAGCCCCGACUCCGCCGAGGAGGACAAGAGGAGCCCCUGCUGCAAGUCCCUGGUUCCGCAGACUCCCACCACGCUCUGCCGCUCAGUUGGACUGGCCAGGAAAGCGGACAACCAGACAGUGCUCCACCAGUUCUGCUGCCCAGCCCCGGAGGCCCCUGAGGGGGAGACCUCUACCGCCUGUGUCCCCAGCGAUGACCUUUCUCCAGACUCGUCUAUGGGGGAGGAAGGGAAGGGAGGAGAGGGGGAGCUGCAGAGUGAGGCCCAGUCACAGCCAGAACCACAACCACAGCCACAGCCCCAACAACAGCCCCAACAACAGCAAGAGACUCAGCCACAGACUCAGCCACCACAGCCCCAGUCUGAGGCCCAGCCACAGAUUCAACCCCAGCCCGAAGUCAAACCUCAGCCAGAACCAGAACCAGAACCAAAACCCCAGCCUGCACCAGAGCCCGAGCCCAAAACGGAGGCUCCGAGCGAGGCGGCGCCGCAGGACGCCCCCAAAGAAGCCCCUUCGCCUUGCAGAGAGGAGCAGCAGACUGGGGGGAAGGAGGAAGAGAAGGACAAGUCAGAAGAAGGAGUUGUGGAGGCUAAGAGAGAGCGGGAGGGGCAGGAGGAGAAGGAGGAGGAGGAGGAGGAGGCCAAGCGGCAUGAGGGCGAGGCAGCACAGGAGGAAGAGGAGGACGAGGAUGGUGGGGGAGCUAAAGGAGGUGGCGCGGGGAGGAGGGCCAGCUUGCACCACACGGCCUCCCCCUUGAGGGUGCAGCGCAACGGGGCCGGCUCGCACUCCGCCACCUCCGACUAUGAGCUCUCGCUUGACCUCAAAAAUAAGCAGAUCGAAAUGUUAGAGCACAAAUACGGUGGCCACCUCAUCUCCCGCCGUGCUGCCUGCAAGAUCCAGACUGCCUUCCGCCAGUACCAGCUCAGCAAAAACUUUGAGAAGAUCCGCAAUUCGCUCUUGGAGAGUCGUCUGCCUCGACGCAUCUCCCUGCGCAAGGUCCGUGUCCAGAAUACGGAGGGUUUCUCCGCUGAACGGGCGCUGGCAGAAGGCUGUAACUUGGCAGGGAUCCCACUGGUGCGCUCGCCAUCUCUGCCUGCCACAGUCGGUGGCACCCUGACCGACCUGGAAGACUCAUUCACUGAACAGGUUCAGUCACUGGCAAAGUCCAUUGACGAUGCACUCAGCAACUGGAGCCUGAAGACCAUGUGUUCCCUGCAAGAAGGCGGCACCUAUCAGUUCACCGCCGACUCCUUCAGUGCGGCGGCGGCAGCAGCAGCGGCGGCUGCGGGUGCAGGAGGGGGUGGAGAAGGAGGCAGUUUGGGAGAGUCGGCAAUUCAUCAAGGCCCUGUGGACCCGAGUGAUCUGUCGAGAAGCGCAAGUAAGCUGAUGAUGGCGUUUCGAGAUGUGACAGUGCAGAUUGACAGCCAGAACUUCCGUGUUUCGUCAUCAGUCAUGGAAUCAUCCACUUCCGUCACGCUUGGCAGUGGCGCCGAACAAGACGGAACCUCCACCACUGUCACAACCACAACAAACUCCACACCAGCUUUCGUUGUCCCCCCUGCCUCCUCACAAGAACCCCCUCCUCCGCCUGCAGAGGUCCCAGCUCAGCACAUAGAUCCGCCACCACCACCCCAAGAACCCCCACCACCGCCGGAGCCUGACAUAGAAGGAGGCGAUCAGGAUAUUGAAUUCCCUGCGCCGCCUCCCAGUGAAGAAGAGCUGGGAGAGGAUGAACAACCUCCCCUGACCCCUCUGGAUAAGAUGGCUGCCCCUCAAAGCCUAGAGGAGGUUGGCAUGGUGGCACCGCCGCCAGGAGAACCUCCCCACAUCCCUCCGCCACAGGAGGCUGUGCUGCUGGGGAGCUCUCCUGUGGUGGAGCCUCUGGAUGUCAAGAGAUGCGGCUCUGAGACGGCGGACAACAGCUCAGAGCAGAUGAGCAGCAGCAGCACGUCGACGGAGGCGCGCUCAACAUCCGAAGCCUCGUCCAAGGAGGCACUGCAGGCCAUGAUCCUCAGCCUGCCACGCUACCACUGUGAGAACCCCGCCAGCUGUAAAUCACCCACGCUGUCCACGGACGUCAUGAGAAAGCGCCUCUACCGCAUCGGCCUCAACCUCUUCAAUGUAAAUCCCGACAAGGGCCUUCAGUUCCUGAUCUCACGAGGCUUCAUCCCAGACACGCCCAUCGGCGUAGCCCACUUCCUGUUACAGAGGAAGGGCCUGAGCCGACAGAUGAUCGGAGAGUUCCUGGGCAACAGCAAGAAGCCCUUCAACAGAGACGUCCUGGAUUGUGUAGUGGAUGAGAUGGACUUCUCAGGCAUGGAGCUGGACGAAGCACUGAGGAAGUUCCAGGCCCACAUUCGCGUCCAGGGAGAAGCCCAGAAGGUGGAACGUCUUAUCGAGGCCUUCAGCCAGCGCUACUGCAUGUGUAACCCUGACGUGGUGCAGCAGUUUCACAAUCCGGACACCAUCUUCAUCCUGGCCUUUGCCAUCAUUCUGCUCAACACGGACAUGUACAGCCCCAACAUCAAGCCCGACCGCAAGAUGUUAUUGGAGGACUUCAUACGGAACCUACGAGGUGUGGACGAUGGAGCAGACAUCCCCAGAGACAUGGUGGUGGGAAUCUAUGAAAGAAUACAACAGAGAGAGUUGCGCUCCAACGAAGACCACGUCACCUACGUCUCCAAGGUUGAGCAGUCCAUCGUAGGCAUGAAAACAGUUCUUUCCGUCCCUCAUAGAAGACUAGUGUGCUGUAGCCGACUGUUUGAGGUGACAGAUGUCAACAAGGCCCAAAAACAGGCAGCACACCAGAGAGAAGUCUUCCUCUUCAAUGAUCUCAUUGUGAUCCUGAAGCUUUGUCCAAAGAAGAAGAGUACUGCAGCCUACACUUUCUGCAAAGCUAUGGGCCUACUUGGCAUGCAGUUCCACCUGUUUGAAAAUGAAUACUACCCUCAUGGAAUCACCAUCCUGUCCCCGUUUGGCUCGGACAAGAAGCAGGUCCUCAACUUCUGCGCCCAAAGUGCUGAAGAGCUGCUCAAGUUUGUAGAAGACCUGAAGGAAUCCAUCGCAGAGGUGUCGGAGAUGGAGCAGAUACGCAUCGAGUGGGAGCUGGAGAAGCAGCAGGGAGCCAAGACGCACUCGGUAAAGAACAACGGCACACAGCUCGAGCUUCGCGGCAAACAGGGCUCCCCAUCAGGAAACCAGGAGGUAGAUGACAGAAGCGGACACAACACGGUAGAGGUGUCAAUUCACAACAGGCUUCAGACGUACCAGCUCAGCAGCAGCAGCAGCAGCACGGCUCGGAGUCCCGAGAGCGUGGCCCUUCUUAACCACCGGGGAGAGCUGCUUUUCCAGCAGGGACCCCCGGGGUUGACCCAGGGGCCGGCGCCUCCACCUCAGCACCCGCAGCUGCAGUCAGCGGCGAGCACCCCCGCCCACCAUCUUCCCCUCCAGCAGCACCACCAGCCCACCGUCAGCAUGGCCGAUCUGCGGCCCGAGACACUCAUCCAGUGUCAGCAGAUCGUCAAGGUCAUCAUGCUGGACAACAGCAGCCAUGGACGCAUGGAGGCCUUCCUCAGCCAAACGCCCACACACCACCACUACCAGCACCACCACCACAGCCACCACCAGCUUAGCCAGUCCGCCAUGUCCACCCCCGUCCGCUCCCCGGACGGCAACGACGGCCACCAGCCCCCGCUGCCUCCCCCGCCUCCCCCUUACAACCACCCUCAUCAGUAUAUACCCCCAGACCCCCGGCUCGGUCUACACCGGACCCCAAGUGGCUCUCGGAGCAUGGUGUAAAUAAAUAAUUAGUAUCCUUCCCCUGAAACACCGACACACGCUUCCACAUUAGCCCCUUGUCUACCUAUUUAUCAGUACAUACUGUACAUAUAUACAUACAGAUGAAAGAGCUAUAAUGAAAAAAUAAAAUCCCACUUAUAUGCAUAUAUUUAAGGAAAAAGAUUUUAAAAAAAUCAAGGUUUUAAAAGAGAUAAGGAGAAAUAAAGUGCAUAUAUAAAGUUUUACUUGAUUCCACAUGUAUUUUGAAAUAUUAUGUAGUUUUAACAAAUUUCUAUAACUUUUUGUCAGUUUUAACUCUUGCUAGAGAAAAACUCACAGAUAUUCAGUUUGUGGUUGGAUUCCUUGUAGUUCCAGUAUUCACCACCAACAAGAACAACAACAAGAGAAAUACAUGAAUCCCUCAAACUGUUUUCCCAGUAAUGGAUGGACGCACUCCAAGGACCUUCUGCUUCUGUUCGCUUUUAUCAUCCCAAACCUCAUGCCUACUGUGCUGUACAUGCACAUGCGUGCAUAGUUGACACUUAACUGAAAACGUGUGCCAAAAUACAUAUGCCUCCACAAAACAAUGACUCCUUUGCACUUGACUAAACGCUAGGGCUAGAAGAAAAAAGAAAAAAAACUCCUCCUUUGCUUUGAGAAAAUAGUCCUUUCAGGCUUCUCCCUCAAGGAGCACAAAAAAAAUGAAUAGAAAAACUGAUAUUUCAUAAAAACCUAUCUACUCAUUUGCGCUGUUGCUGAUUUAUUUACGUGAUGGAGGGCCUUCUCUCUUCUUGUCUGCUCUCCGGGAUUUAAAAAAAGAAAAGCAAAAUGACAUCCUCCGAUAAGCUGUAUUUGUCAUCUGCUCCUCUGUUCCGUUGUGGCUCUCUAUCAUCAGAAAACACUCUCACUCAAUUGUCACUCUCCAUACAUCAAACCACAGAGAAGAAUGACAGGAACCAAAGGCAACCAAUCACACGGAUUGCUGCCAUACCAAAAACAAAAACAACAAAAAAAAAAGUCAGCCCAGGAUGGUUCAGAUGAUUGUUGUUUGUCUCUUACUCUUCAUGUUUAAUAUCGCUAAGGCUUCCCAGGAAAUCGUGGCCACUUUUAUCUGCAGAUGAAGGGAGCGUUUUUCAUAUUUCAGGCGCCUCUUGAACUUUUCUAAAACUCCAGCGUUCACGUGUAAUAUAUGUAACAACACACUGUGCUGUCAUCUGUUGUUUCUCAAAAUGCUUCUUCGCUUUUUCAGGAAAAAUCGCACCGUGAAUUUACAUGAAGACGCUUCUGCUACAAAAAAUGUUAAAUGUCGAGACUUUAAUUUGCCACUGUGCCGCCAUUAUGUGUGUGUGUGUGCGUGUGUGUGUGUUCUUGUACUUGCUACAUGGUGAGUACCAUUUUCUGCAUUUAACUAUCAAAGUGAGGACAUUUUUACAAAGUGAGGACAUUUUGGACGGUCCUCACUUUGAAACAGCCAUGUUUGAGGGUGAAGACUUGUUUUUAGAGAACAGGUAUGAAUUGAGGUUUGGUUAGGGUUAGGGUAAGGAUUAAGUUUAGGCAAUCAGUUGUGAUGGUUAAGGUUUGGGUAAGGCUCUAGGAAAUGCAUUAUACCUAUGGAUGUCCUCACUAAGAUAGAAGUACAAACAUGUGUGUGUGUGUGUGUGUGUGUGUGUGUGUGUGUGUGUGUGUGUGUGUGUGUGUGUGUGUGUGUGUGUGUGUGUGUGUGUGUGUGUGUGUGUGUGUGUGUGUGUGUGUGUGUGUGUGUGUGUGUGUGUGUGUGUGUGUGUGUGUGUGUCUCCAUCGGUGGAUAACUGCAGGACUGAAUCCGCCCACAGAAACAUCCAGACACUGCCCCUUUAUGUCCCAGGUUUGGUUUCAGAUCCUUGUGACUGUUUUCUCCUCUCUCUUAACCUUUCAGUCUGACAUUUUCAAAAAGGCUAAAACUACACGGCUUCUGUUGCAAAUGCUGGCAUUAAUGGCAUUGUUUGUGCUGUUGGCUAUCCUGCUUUUAAAUGAGAAUGGGACAAAAAGAAUGCAUUAUCUGAUCUCUUUCUAUUUCACCUCAGCCUAGAUUGUAAAUACCACAUUGGGGCAGUGUCAGAAAGGACAAGCAAGCCACCUUUAGCCCCCUUCAAAUCGCUAUCGCCCCGUCCUUCAAUCUGAAAUAGGUCAGCGACUGCCCCGGCCCCAGAACGCGUACAUCUUUUAAACAUAAGCCCCCACCAAGUACCGUGGAAUGGAUGUUCAGGUUAACUCUGCUCCCCAUCUGACCUCCAUCUGUCUGAUUUGUUGAUUUAUAAUCACAGAGCCUCUGCAGGGAGGUCUCCGUCUCAUCUUUCCGUCCUUUUUCCUCUUAGGAUUUCACCCCGAGAAAAGAGAGAGGCUGCUGAUAUAACAAAAUCAAAAAGAAAAACUGUCGGUUGCUGUGUGGCAGAGAUGAUGAGUGCUCAAUGUGUGGCUGAUCACAGCAGCAUCGUGACUUCUCGAGUAAACAAAUCCAUCCUCUCCCCCCUCCAUAAUGGCUUUUGUUAUUAUUUCACAAGACAAAAGAGAAGAAUUAGCGCUUUGAAAUUGACGAGCUGCUGCGAUGAUGAUGAUCAGUUUUAACACUUUUACCGGCUGCAAGCAAACUUUUUGAAGGUUAACUUUUAGCAGAUUGCAUCUACUAUUAUGGAUUUUUACAGUGAUUGAUGAUGAUUGUACGAUUGCUCAUUUAUUUGUUUCAAAUCCGAUAUAAUGUGAUUGAUUUUUCUCAUGCAUGACAUCAGUUUGAAGGCCUAUUUGAACCCAGAAGUCUUGAAUUUAUUGUGCAUGACUGACCUUCGCUGUGAGCACACUAGUGGGAAAAGAAGGUUUGUGUUGGAAGUAAAAAAUAUAAAUAUUACAGAUGCUUUUUUUUAUGAUGGCAAACACUUGUUCAAACACAAAAUAUAUAUUUGGGAGUUUAUGUGCCUCGCGGCAAGUUAGACGCCUCUUUCAUGGCCAUUUUUUUGUUUUGUUUUUCUGUCUUUUACUUUGCGUAUUUGGGGACAGAUGCGUGUGCAAUAAACACGAGGCACACUGGAAAAUCGUGGCUUUUGCGAGGGAAACCAAUGUAGCAUUUUUAGGAGUGUAGCGGAUGAUGUGGAAGCGCAGCGGAGGCUACCUUUCAUGAAGAAACUCACCAAAAGGGCUCUGCCAUACCAGUGCACUGCUUCAUGAAUGACGUGUGGAUCUCGUGUGGCUCUUCAACACUGUGUUUGCUCAUACUAGUAUAAAAGAAAUUCAAAGAGUGGACAUAUUUAUGAACAGACAGGCGGGAAACUGAGCGCAAACAGAUAUGAACCAUUGUCUCCCUCAGUUGGCUUCGAAUCCCUCUCUACCUGUCUUUGCAGUAUAUCAACAUGCAAUUAAAGAUGAUUUAAGUCUAUUCAA
Molecule: messenger RNA, 7822 nt
Organism: Acanthochromis polyacanthus (spiny chromis)
Lineage: Eukaryota; Metazoa; Chordata; Actinopteri; Pomacentridae
Gene: iqsec3a
Product: IQ motif and Sec7 domain ArfGEF 3a
Exons: 14
Coding region: 152-4432 (1426 amino acids)
Biological process (GO): regulation of ARF protein signal transduction; actin cytoskeleton organization
Molecular function (GO): guanyl-nucleotide exchange factor activity; protein binding
Source: RefSeq, a predicted model, not a curated record